Molecule: messenger RNA, 4435 nt
Organism: Ictalurus furcatus (blue catfish)
Lineage: Eukaryota; Metazoa; Chordata; Actinopteri; Siluriformes; Ictaluridae
Gene: ctcf
Product: CCCTC-binding factor (zinc finger protein)
Exons: 12
Coding region: 63-2657 (864 amino acids)
Biological process (GO): regulation of transcription by RNA polymerase II
Cellular component (GO): nucleus
Molecular function (GO): RNA polymerase II transcription regulatory region sequence-specific DNA binding; DNA-binding transcription factor activity, RNA polymerase II-specific
Source: RefSeq, a predicted model, not a curated record
ACAGCGCUGUGUUUACACCCCUCCCUCCUCCCCGUCGCCACCGCCCCCCCUGCGUGCCGCGCAUGCGCAGCAACCGCCUCGGGCCGCCAUUUUGUGCGGAGCCUACUCUGCAAACGCGGGAGAGGAUUAAAACCAGCGAAGAGGAAGCACGCAGUUGUACUUCGCCUCGUACUAAAGGAAGAGCGGAUCGCGGACCUUGUGUCGGAUUCAACGAGAGGAUAAACGAGCAAAAGCAGGUAGUACCCAUGGAAGGGGGACAGACCGAAGCUGUAGUGGAUGAGACAGGGGACGCUUUCAAAGCCAAGGACUGUAAGACGUACCAACGGCGGCGCGAGGACGAAGAGGUCGAAGCCGAGCUGUUGCAGGCCGCUGGUCUGGAGGCGGUGGAGCAGCCCGUAGCCGAGGGGGAGGUGACCGGUGCCGUGGUUGACGCACAGCAGCAGCUGGUUGAAGGCGUGGUUAGCGUAAACAGCGGCAUAGAAAUGAUGGUGAUGGACUCGCUGGAUCCAGCCCUGCUACAGAUGAAGACGGAAGUGAUGGAAGGUACCAUGGCUGCUGGUGUGAGUGUAGCUGGGGCAGCUCACGAGGCCACAGUCACCACUGUGGAUGACACACAGAUCAUCACCCUGCAGGUGGUCAAUAUGGAGGAACAACAACUGGGCCUGGGUGAACUGCAACUAGUGCAGGUGCCUGUUUCAGCUGUGCCCGUCACUGCCACCACCGUGGAAGAGCUGCAGGGAACCCUGGUGGAUGCUACUGCCAUGCCCAAAGAUGGAGAGCCUGUCAUCUGUCACACGCUGCCACUCCCAGAGGGCUUCCAGGUCGUGAAAGUAGGUGCCAAUGGAGAAGUGGAGACGGUGGAGCAGGAUGAGCUCCACGGCCAUGAGGAGCAGUCUCUGCAGCAGCAAGAAGAGGAGGAGAUUCCUGAACCCCAGAAUGAUGAUCCCACUUGGGCCAAGGAUCCUGACUACACACCUCCUGUCAAAAAGACAAAAAAGACAAAGAAAAGCAAGCUGCGCUACAACACAGAGGGAGAGAAAGACAUGGACGUGUCUGUUUACGACUUUGAGGAGGAGCAGCAAGAAGGCCUGCUCUCAGAAGUUAAUGCAGAGAAGGUCGUGGGCAACAUGAAGCCCCCAAAGCCAACCAAAAUCAAAAAGAAGGGUGUGAAGAAGACAUUCCAGUGCGAGUUGUGUAGCUACACCUGCCCGAGACGCUCCAACCUCGACCGUCACAUGAAGAGCCACACGGAUGAGCGGCCGCACAAAUGUCACUUGUGUGGACGUGCCUUCAGGACCGUCACCCUGCUGAGGAACCAUCUCAACACACACACAGGCACCAGACCCCACAAAUGUACCGAUUGUGACAUGGCCUUUGUGACUAGCGGUGAGCUUGUGCGACAUCGUCGCUAUAAGCACACCCAUGAGAAGCCCUUCAAAUGUUCCAUGUGUGACUAUGCUAGUGUGGAGGUCAGCAAGCUGAAGAGACACAUUCGCUCUCAUACAGGAGAGCGUCCAUUCCAAUGCAGCCUGUGCAGCUAUGCCAGCAGAGACACCUACAAGCUGAAGAGACACAUGAGAACCCACUCAGGCGAGAAGCCGUAUGAGUGCUACAUCUGUCAUGCACGUUUCACCCAGAGUGGCACUAUGAAGAUGCAUAUCCUGCAGAAGCAUACCGAGAACGUGGCCAAGUUCCACUGCCCCCACUGUGACACUGUCAUCGCCCGCAAGAGUGACUUAGGUGUACAUCUGCGCAAGCAGCAUUCCUAUAUUGAGCAAGGCAGGAAGUGCCGUUACUGUGAGGCUGUGUUUCAUGAGCGCUACGCUCUCAUCCAGCACCAGAAGUCCCACAAGAACGAGAAACGCUUCAAGUGUGACCAGUGUGACUAUGCCUGCCGACAGGAGCGUCACAUGGUAAUGCACAAGCGCACCCACACUGGGGAAAAGCCAUAUGCCUGCAGCCACUGUGAGAAAACUUUCAGACAGAAACAACUUCUGGACAUGCAUUUUCGUCGCUACCAUGACCCCAACUUUGUGCCCACUUCCUUUGUGUGCACCAAGUGCAGCAAGACCUUUACACGCAGGAACACCAUGGCCAGGCAUGCUGAGAACUGUUCUGGAGUAGAAGGUGGUGAUGGAGAGAACGGUGCUCCAACCAAAAGAGGCCGUGGUGGCAGAAAGAGGAAGAUGCGCUCCAGGAAGGAUGAUGAUGACAGUGAUGAUCAUGGAGAGCCUGAUUUAGAUGACAUUGAUGAGGAAGAGGAGGAGGAAGAUGCUCUUGAUGAUAUGGAGAUGGAGGUUGAGCAAGCUCCACCAACUGUCCCUAUCCCUGCCCCUGCUGAGCCGCCUGUCAAGAGGAAACGUGGUCGACCUCCCAAGAAUCCUCCCAAAGCUUCUCCUGCUAAGAACACGGCCAUAGCACCUACUGCGACUGCCAUUAUCCAGGUGGAGGAUGAGGGCACGGGAGCCAUUGAGAACAUCAUCGUGAAGAAGGAGCAGGACGGCAUGGAUUCUUCUUUGGCAGCGUCAUCGGAGCCUGUGGUGGAGGAGGUUGAAGCCACAGAGGGAGGAGUGGAGGCAGAGCAGCUCUCCGUCCCUGAGGCCGCACCCAAUGGAGACCUCACCCCUGAGAUGAUCCUCAGCAUGAUGGACCGGUGAUGUGCUCUCCCAGGCCCAAUAUCCACCUGCUCGUGUGCGUCCUCUCCCAUGCUGUCACCUCCCUGCCUCACAGAACGCAGCCAAACUCCUUUCUGCUGUGUUCUCCUUCAGUUUCUGAUAUGUGGAAUGAAAUAUCCAAUGUUCCUUUUUCACUCUUACUCUUCACUUUAAUUUGUGUUCUGUUUUUGUUUUGUUACAUGCUUUUGACUCAUGAUGUCAACUGUGCUAUGCUGGUUUUUUGUUUUUUUGUUUUUUUGUUUUUUUUAAAUUUACAUUGAGUUAUUAGUCUGAUUAUUGUCCCAUGUAUACCAUCUAGUGUGUGGCGAGGGUUGCAGAAAUGCUUGUGUGCGAAUCCGGUGACUGUAAUUGGUUACUCAUAUUUACUGUAGUAAACUGCACACAUUUAGAUGUUUUUGCCUAAUUAACAUGCCAAUUUUUUUUGCAGCCUCCAGUCUAUUACAUUACCAUGGCAAUAUUUGAAAAGGAAAACUUGGUGGGCCUGGUCAAGCCUUGAUAUUUAGACUUUCUAUCACUGGUGUAGAAUGGGCAUUUUAACCCAACAAAUAUCCUUUUAACAUCUGACCCGUGGCAACUUUUAUUCUGUUUCAUUUCUUAUAGCUUUCGAUGAUUACAAUUGCUGAGAGAGAAAAGGUUAGAAAUAUGGCCAUAUAAUUGUAUGGCCUGGGAGAAUUUCCAUCGAUCACAUUUGAAAUAACUAGAAUCUGAGGUAGUUAACGUUGUACAAAAGAAGAGUAAUCUUGGCUGGUCUUGCGUGUAAAUAUGUUUUCUGUGUUUUUUUGUUUUGUUUUGUUUUGUUAUGAACAUUUUAAUCACUUUCAAGUAAAACGAUGACCUUGAAUGCAGACACAAUGAUAUUUUAAACAGUAGUUCUUUGAAAACAUGCUCCUGCAUAAUUUUAAAUCUUGACAUGGGUGUGAAGGCAAAAGAUCAUGUAAGUGUCCCAUUCCCUUUUUCCUUGGCCUUCUAAUGCUAUUUGGGUUUGUGAAUCCAGGGAGGGAAUUAGCUAUUCUCCUUUAUGAUGAAUUAAGAUAGUAAGAUAAGAGUCUAUAGCUUGUUUGUUAGCCCCCAUGUCCAUGUUUGGUUUUGAGAUUUGUAAAGGUAAGCGUAGCUCUUGAGUGGUGUAGUGGUAAUGAAAUCCCAAGGUUUAGAUCCUGACACUGUAAAGGAAGGAAAAAGGACCGGCGGGGAAAAUUGGAAGUUUGCCAACGCUAGAUGAACACUGAGUCCUAUAACUUGGUGUACUCUAUGCCCUGACUCUUUGAUUCAGUGUGACUGCUGAUGUGCUUGAGUUGUUCAUUGAUAACAAAUCAGAAAAAGGUCUCUGUCCAUAGCAACUUUCUCACAUUUCUGUUCAGAUCACAUACAGUCCAUAUAACUUGAGCUUGGUAAAGCCAUUCUGAUGCAUUAAGUUCUGGAAGAACUGUUUGCAUAGAGGUAGUUUAUAAGAGAGUUCACAUUUAGAAGGACUGUCAUUUUCUGAAUUAUAUAUUUUUUUUCCCAGAUUCAGAAUUUUUCCCUACUUGUACUUUGCAUUUACAUUUCUUUCUUUUUUUUUUUUUUUCUUUUUUUUUUGUUAAGCUCUUAAUUUUAGAAUGAUGCUUUUCCCUUUUUUGUACCUAACUGUAACUGUGUGAAUUUUACAGUGGUCAAAAAAACCAACAUAUAAAGACAUUUAUUAUGGCUGGGUGGGGCUUUGAGGGAAUAGGAGAAAUGUGGAGAAUGUAUUGCUGUACAGCUAAUAAAAUAAUAUUGUCCUA